This is a messenger RNA of Eruca vesicaria subsp. sativa (arugula), 378 nucleotides long. The record is from the annotation of a GenBank genome assembly. NCBI's taxonomy places the organism in Eukaryota, Viridiplantae, Streptophyta, Magnoliopsida, Brassicales, Brassicaceae.
AUGCCGAAGGAGAGAUCAGUGCCAAGCAACAGGACCAGAGUGUCACCAUACCCACUUCGCUCUACCAGGACUCAGAAAGAACCUAUCCAGGCACAAGGCCCAAGCCAAUGGGAGGACAUCCAGUGUGUGAUCUGCCUGGAAGCACCACACAAUGCCAUCCUCUUGGACACGAGUGUUCGUCACUCCAACUGUUUCAAGAAGUACCGCAAGAAAAAAACAAAUCAUUUAACCAAAGUAUUGAAUUGUCCUUACUGUAGAGGAGAGGUUUAUGAGGCGAUGAAGGUGUCGAGUACUGGACGAAGAUCUCUGAAUGCUAAACCGAGAUCUUGCGCUUUCGAGAACUGCAACUUCUCGGGGACUUACACUCACAGACUGUAG